GACCAAACUCAGACAUCUGGAAACUUUUGAAACUAGAGUAAAGCUUCCCAGAUGGAAAAAUACAUCAAGUCCAAAGGUUGGGAAUCAGGAAUGAAGACAAACUAAUUGGGGGAAGAAAAGCACGGGAGAGAGAGAGAACAGCAAAGAAAGAUUCUUGAAAGGUUUGCUGCUGCUGCUGCUUCAGGACAAAGAAAGCAAGAAAGAGGAAAAGCAAGGGAUUUGAAAGUGGGAAUACAAAACGCAAGCUAACAGCAACAACAUUAGACGUCCUCAAGGAUGUCAGCAUCUCGCAAAUGUUUGUGCUGCGUCAAAUAUGUGAUGUUUGUCUUUAACCUCAUCUUCUGGCUGGGAGGAUGUGGAUUGUUUGGCGUAGGAGUGUGGCUGUCCUUCACCCAGUCCGAGUUUUCAUCUCUUCCGCUCUCCUUUCCGUCGCUCUCGGCAGCCAACCUGCUGCUGGUCGCCGGCGGGAUCACCAUGGUAACGGGCUUUCUCGGCUGUCUCGGGGCCCUCAAGGAGCAACGCUGCCUGUUGUGCAUGUUCUUUGUUAUCCUGUUGCUCCUGGUCCUGACAGAAAUCGCUCUAGCACUGGUCGUACACAUCUUUCGAGAUAAGCUGGAUUCCAAAGCACAGGGUGAAUUAAAGGAAGGGAUGAAAAGUUAUGAAUCGGAUCCUGGGCUGAAGAAAUCUUGGGAUAAUGUCCAAAAAAUGUUCAAAUGCUGCGGCGUGACUAACCAAACCGACUGGUAUGAAGUACUCAACGGAACGCUGCCGUCGUCCUGCUGCUCCGUCGGGAUUGACCAAUGCACUGACGGAUGGAAAGGGCUCGUUUACACCGAGCCUUGUUAUAACAAGGCCAGGGACUGGCUCCUGGAAAACAUUCCAUCCGUUUUGGUGUUUGGCGUGUGCGUUGGUGUUGUGCAGAUCUUGGCCCUGGUGUUCUCCAUGCUGAUGUACUGCCAAAUCAUGUGUGCUGAGAAGUAUUUGGACUGAGUGUGAGUGAGCUGCAUUUCCUCUUUGUUACUCUCAUAAAUCAAUGCGCUUAAUCGGGUCAAUACCAUUUUUUUGUCCAUCUGCUUUGGACAAAGUCAAUUAUAAUGAUUGAGAGCUCUUUUACUACAAAGCCAUUAGAAGAUGACUGGAUAAUAACUAAGAGAGAUCUUGCUCAUCUUGCCCUCAUUAGGAUCACGGGUGAGCUCGAGCACACCUUUCGAUGUUCUUGGAAUGUGGGUGAAAAAAUACAAAUACACGCAAGCACAUGUGCACAUUCUCAAGAGCCAAGUCUGGACCGUUUCACUGAGGCAGUUAUGCAAUAACUGGGCAAUUUAAAAAAAAUAAAAAUAAAGACAUGAUCAAAAGCACAUUCAAUUGAAGGCAACUACAGGAAUAGUCAUCCAGAAUAUAAAAUGCAUGGAAAGUGCAAGUGCACAGUAGAAAAUGUAAAGUAAAAUAUGUGCGAUGAUUCAAUACGGGAUCUUUGUCUUACUGAAGGUUGUUUAUCCAACAUGUAAAAUAUGUUAUAAUACCAAUUUGCAUAUAUAUAUUUGUGAUAUGAAUUUAUUUCUGCACUAUGUUCCCAGGCUGCACAGUUAUGGGAGUGUGAUUUGAUGAAUGUUUUUGUUCUGCUUUUUUAUUUGUUAUUGUGCCUUAUGUUGUCUGACGUCUCCUUUUGUUUUGUGAGUAACUCAUAAUUGAUGGCACUAAAUGAACUCAAGUGGAUAUUGCAGAUCUGAGCUGAAAUGCAUCAAAAAGCAUUAUACAGGAUUCCUUCCAGUCAAUAUUUUAUUUCCAAAAUCUUUUUUUUCCAGACCAAGAUCUUGUUUGCAUACAAUCAAGUGAUAAUGUUUUGUAUUGUAUCACAUUCCCUUUGUCCACUCUCAAUUUUUGUACAGUGCAAAACCAGCAAUUUUAUAAUAAAGCUCAUUGAGCAAGCAAA
Syngnathus acus (greater pipefish) is the source of this 1933-nucleotide messenger RNA. RefSeq names its product tetraspanin 4b (gene tspan4b). Lineage: Eukaryota; Metazoa; Chordata; Actinopteri; Syngnathiformes; Syngnathidae. The record is from RefSeq and is a predicted model, not a curated record. The transcript is spliced from 8 exons. Bases 277 to 990 code for a protein of 237 amino acids. Gene Ontology annotation, cellular component: membrane.